AUGCCUCACCAAAAUGAGAAAGAGAAGCGAAGGAAGAAGCGAGUCUGGAGCAUGGUCCUGGCUGGACUGGGAGAGGUGGGAGCUCCCAGGUCACAGCCAUCGUCACCAGCCACCAUCAGGCUGGUCGGCCGUGACCUUACAGCACAAGCAGGCCUGACCAGUGUCUCUGCCCGUGGGGCAGACCUGCUGGGAGCAGGGCAGGCUGCCAUGCUGCCCACUGCACGUCGAGCCUACACGCCUGCUCUGCUGAGCCUGAGCCUGGUUUGCUCAGAUGGCUAUGGGGCCUCAUCUGUCCCCCCCUCAGUCUCAGUUCUCCUGCCAACUCUUGGGGUCUUGCUAAAGAGCUUUCUCUUUGCAGAGGAUACCCUAUUCCCCUCCCUUGCCCUUGAUCCACAGGCUCACUGCCUGUCUCUUCACACAUCUGGCCACCAGCUGUUACCUCACACAUAG
This is a messenger RNA of Rangifer tarandus platyrhynchus (Svalbard reindeer), 450 nucleotides long. NCBI's taxonomy places the organism in Eukaryota, Metazoa, Chordata, Mammalia, Artiodactyla, Cervidae. The record is from the annotation of a GenBank genome assembly.